Messenger RNA from Eremothecium gossypii ATCC 10895, 918 nucleotides. RefSeq names its product Ale2p (gene ALE2). Bases 1 to 918 code for a protein of 305 amino acids. Gene Ontology annotation, biological process: lipid homeostasis. Gene Ontology annotation, cellular component: endoplasmic reticulum; membrane. Lineage: Eukaryota; Fungi; Ascomycota; Saccharomycetes; Saccharomycetales; Saccharomycetaceae. The transcript has a single exon. The record is from RefSeq and is marked provisional.
AUGGAGCUGGUACGGUUGGCGCUCGGGGCGCCGGUGCACCCGUUGAUCGGCGAGCAGCUGGUGCCGUUUCUGCGGCGGCACGGGGUGGUGCGGUCGGAGGAGAUGCUGUCGCACAUGCACCUGGUGAUCUACGUGGCGUUGUUCUACCACUGCUGCUACCUGGUUGGGAAGCACAUGCUGUUCCCGGGGCUGGUGCGGUGGCGGCGCGCGGUCGCGCCGCAGCGCCUGCUGGUGCAGAGCGCGAUCCACUGGGUGUCGCUGGUGCAGUCGGUGGUGAUCCUGACGCUGUGCUACGCAUCUUGGCCGCUGCACACGCGGGCCACGCACCCGCGGCCGGAAGACCGCGUGUUCGCGACGACGCCGGUCAACAGCGUGCUGGCGUCGUUUGCGCUGGGGUACUUUCUGUGGGACACGGUGAUCAGCCUGCGGCACAGCUCGGUGGCGUUCGCGCUGCACGGGGCCGUGUCGACGGUUGUGUUUCUGAUCGGGAUGACGCCGUACAUCAACUACUACGCGGGGAUGUUCCUGCUGUUCGAGCUGUCGAACCCGUUCCUCAAUGGGCACUGGUUCGCGCGGCACUACCUGCCGCUGGGCUCGCAGACGCACCCGCACGCGGGGGACGCACGCCUGGUCCGCUGGAGCGCGCGGUUCGCGCUGGCGAACGACCUGGUGUUCUUCACGGUGUUCUUCUGCGCGCGAAUCGCGUACGGCUACUACAAGAUCGGGGAGCUCGCGCUGGACUUCUACCGUGUGCGCGCCGACCCGCGUUUCAUGCCGUACGGCACGGCGUUCAUUCUGGGCGGCAACCUGGUGCUGAACGUGCUGAACGCCAUCUGGUUCCGGACGAUGGUGUGCAUGGCGCGCGACCAGCUGUACGGCAAGCGCUCGGCUGCCGCGGAGCAGAAGCGGGCCACGUGA